CCAGCGCUGGGGAGUAUAUAAAAGCAGCGCGCUUUGGGGCAGAGGUACAGCGCUCAGGACCCAGCUCAGCUCCAGCUCCAGAGGGCUGGCUCUCUCUCCACCUGCUCUGCUCCGCUCCUGGUAUCAGAAGGCAGCAAAAAUGAAAAGCAUUUACUUUGUGGCUGGAUUAUUUGUGAUGCUGGUCCAAGGCAGCUGGCAACGCUCCCUUCAGGACACGGAGGAGAAGGCCAGCUCCUUCCCAGCUUCCCAGGCAGACCCGCUCAAUGAUCCCGAUCAGAUGAAUGAAGACAAGCGCCACUCCCAGGGCACUUUCACCAGUGACUACAGCAAGUAUCUGGACUCCAGGCGUGCCCAAGAUUUUGUGGAGUGGUUGAUGAACACCAAGAGGAACAAGAAUAACAUUGCCAAACGUCAUGAUGAAUUUGAGAGACAUGCUGAAGGGACCUUUACCAGUGACUUAAGUACUUAUUUGGAAGACCAAGCUGUCAGGGAAUUCAUUGCUUGGCUGGUGAAAGGCCGAGAUAGGAAAGACUUCCCCGAAGGCACCAUUGCCGAAGAGCUCCGCCGCAGACAUGCUGAAGGCUCCUUCUCUGAUGAGAUGAACACAGUUCUUGAUAAUCUUGCCACCCGGGACUUUAUAAACUGGCUGCUCCAAAACAAAAUUACUGACAGGAAGUAAGUAUGUCACUACUCAAGAUCAUCUUCAUAACGUCACCUACCAGCCACAUGGGAGUUUGAAAUUUUAAGUUCUGUGAAAUGUAAGAGGUGUAUUCUGAAGCCAUGUUGCUUUGCAUGCCAAUGAAUAGAUUGUAUUUUAAGGCUGUGUUGCCAAAAGAGUAUAAUGGAAUAAACUAUUGUCAAACGAUUGCUAAAAUGUCAGCUUUAAAAAAAUCUCUUGUUUUCUUCUUAUUUUGGAUGAAGUACCCUAACCUGCUUAUAGUUAGCAAUGAAAUUGCUUUUCUAUGAUAUGAUUUGUACAUAUAACUUAUUCCAAUCACAGCCUCUUUGCAUUAAAAUAAGGAUUGGGCUGGUAGCCAGAGUGGUGAAACUGGAAAGAAAACUUUCUUCUUGAAACUUUUGUCAUAAAAAUGCUCAGCUUUCAAUAUAUCAAAGACAUACUUAAAUAAAAUCUUCAAGCUUC
Messenger RNA from Pipistrellus kuhlii (Kuhl's pipistrelle), 1141 nucleotides. It is a transcript of the gene GCG, whose product is annotated as glucagon. Gene Ontology annotation, cellular component: extracellular region. The transcript is spliced from 6 exons. Bases 140 to 679 code for a protein of 179 amino acids. Gene Ontology annotation, molecular function: hormone activity; glucagon receptor binding. Gene Ontology annotation, biological process: positive regulation of insulin secretion involved in cellular response to glucose stimulus; adenylate cyclase-modulating G protein-coupled receptor signaling pathway; negative regulation of apoptotic process. The record is from RefSeq and is a predicted model, not a curated record. NCBI's taxonomy places the organism in Eukaryota, Metazoa, Chordata, Mammalia, Chiroptera, Vespertilionidae.